Molecule: messenger RNA, 1625 nt
Organism: Harmonia axyridis
Lineage: Eukaryota; Metazoa; Arthropoda; Insecta; Coleoptera; Coccinellidae
Exons: 2
Coding region: 213-1319 (368 amino acids)
Source: RefSeq, a predicted model, not a curated record
UAUCAAGUUACAUUGUAUGUCAAAGUGACAGAAAUAAUUAAAACUGAAUUUUGUAUUAGAGAGAAUUUGAAUUCUGAAUUGAAUUGAUUGAAUAAUUAACUUUGAAUGUUGUUUCUUUUAUUUCAGAGAAACACUUCAAUUGAUUAUUCAGUGACAGUUGUAUUUUUUGGGAUAUAACAUUAUAAAACAACAUUCUUGUUGAUAUCACAAACAUGGACAAGCUACGGUUUGAUUUUAAGAUAUGUGUAGAAGAUUCCAAAACUAAUGUGCUUUGCAUAACUUCUAUUGGAACUACUGAUGGCCGUAAUUAUGCAAUUCCCGAUAUGUAUCAAAGAGCUAGUUUACAUACACAAGUAAUAAAAACUUCAGCUUAUAAUAAGGUUGAAAAUUCAAUUUCCAAGAGAAACCAAAUUAGAAGGGUAUGGAUUAAUUUAAACGAGGAUUUGGCUGCUACCUAUCUGGAUGAAGGUGGUAAUCUUCAGUUUGAAGAUAUCUUCUUAGAAGAAAAGCUUGAAGAUCAGCUGAAUGUCUCUGUGAAUGCCUCUGACCAGCCACUGAUUAAAGCGUUGGAAAAAUUACUUGAAAAGAGUGGAGGUCAAACUUCACUUAGAAACAUAGGCGGAAUAGCAGAUAAAUUCACCAUCGAAAAAUUUGAUGGGAGAACUUCGAGCGCAGAUCAAUGGAUUACUGGAUUCGAGAAAGAAUGCGAGCGAUUUCAGAUAUCUGUGGAUGAAAACAAAAUUGAGAUCCUGAAAUCAUUUAUGGAUAAAGGUGCUAUGGAUUGGUAUAGUUGUACACUAAUGAAACUAACCAUUGAAUCGAAAUGGGAAAUAUGGAGAGAGAGUUUCUGUAAAACAUUCACAGGUAAAGGUUGGUCUUCUAUAAGAUUUGCGUUCUCAUUCAAAUACCAAAAAGGCUCUUUAUUAGAAUACGCGAUAAAAAAAGAAAAACUUCUGCUAGAAGCAAGAAAUUCAAUUGAUAGUGGAACAUUGAUAGAUCUGAUUGCAACAGGUUUGCCAAAUUUUGUUAUCAACAUGAUUGAUAGAGGAAAUUUAAAAAUAGUAGAAGAUCUUUAUAAUGAAUUAGGAAAAUUAGAACAUUUGGUAUAUAAGAAAAAUUUUGAAAAGAAAAAUGACAAGUAUCACUCUAACAAAGAAAAUACAGUCAAGUCACCUUGUGAAAUUUGUAAAAAUGAAGAUAAAGGAAUACGUUUUCAUCCUACAGCAGAAUGCUGGUUCAAAAAAAAAAAAGAAAGAAUGCAACACGUUAAUAAUUCAACAUUAGAAGUAGAAUUCAACAACACUGAUCCAAAAAACUAAUAAUUCCACCAUUAAUUAAGCUCAAGGUAACAUUGAAUGACACGUUGGAAGUAUCCGCUAUUUAUGAUACAGGCUCAAAUGUUUCUUCAAUAAACUCAAAACUUAUACAUCUAAAAUCAAAUGAGAAUAAAUCUAUACAAGGAGUUAACUUGAGAACAAUUAAUGGUGUGAAUAAAACAGAUGGUAUGAUAACAGUAAAAGCAAAAAUAUUGAAUAUAGAAGAAUACAUAGAUGUAUUCAUAAUAAGUAAUGAAAAUUUUGAAAAUGAUUUUUUGAUUGGAUUAGAUUGCAUAACAAAAUUUAGAU